AUGAAGGGGGAAAAAGAAGAUAAGGUGAAAAAUGGGCUACUGGUGAUGGACGAGGUACCAAGACAGCGUCAGCUUGCCCUUACUGCACAAACAGCAGAUGCGGGCAAGAUUCCUUUCUUUGAAGAUUUUUGUAAAGGCAUCAAAGCUGGUGACACUUGUGAGAAGCUGGUGGGGUAUUCUGCCGUGUAUAGAGUUUGUUUUGGAAUGGCUUGUUUCUUCUUUGUCUUCUGCCUAAUCACCCUGAAAAUCAACACCAGCAAAGGCUGCAGAGCCCAUAUUCACAAUGGCUUUUGGUUCUUUAAGCUUCUGCUUCUGGGAGCCAUGUGCUCAGGAGCAUUCUUCAUUCCAGAUCAGGAGACCUUUCUGAAUGCUUGGCGCUACGUGGGAGCCGUCGGAAGUUUCAUCUUCAUAGGGAUCCAGCUCCUCCUGAUUGUGGAGUUUGCACAUAAAUGGAACAAGAACUGGACUGCAGGCACUGCCACUAACAAGCUGUGGUACGCCUCCCUGUCCCUGGUGACGCUCAUCAUGUACUCUGUUGCCACCGGAGGUUUGAUUUUGAUGGCAGUAUUUUAUACCCAGAAAGAUGGUUGCAUGGACAACAAAAUUCUCCUGGGAGUGCAUGGAGGCCUGUGCCUACUCAUUUCAAUGGUAGCCAUCUCACCCUGUGUCCAGAAUCUUCUAGAUGAACAUGGAAAGAAUGUUACCAUCUGUGUGCCUGACUUUGGUCAAGACCUGUAUAGAGAUGAAAACUUGGUGACUGGGCUAGGUACUUUCCUGCUGAUUGCAUGUAUCUUAUAUUCUUGCUUGACAUCAACAACAAGAUCGAGCUCUGAUGCUCUGCAGGGGCGGUAUGCAGCUCCUGAACUAGAAGUAGCCCGGUGUUGUUUUUGCUUUGGUUCCGAUGGAGAGGAAACGGAAGAGCAGCAGAAUGUGAAAGAAGGACCACGGGUCAUUUAUGAUGAGAAGAAAGGCACUGUCUACAGCUAUGCCUAUUUCCACUUCGUGUUCUUAUUGGCUUCCCUCUAUGUAAUGAUGACUGUUACCAACUGGUUCCACUAUGAGAGUGCCAGCAUUGAGACCUUCUUCAGUGGAAGCUGGUCCAUCUUCUGGGUGAAGAUGGCCUCCUGCUGGAUGUGUGUGCUGUUGUACCUGUGGACGCUGGUGGCUCCCCUCUGCUGUCCUUCUCGGCAGUUCUCUGUGUGACAACAUCAGCAGGCCUGUGGAUCAGCAGGCUUGUACCCUGAAAUUCUGUCCUGUGAACAAGUGUAACUGGGGUUUGAGCGGCAACUGUUGUCUUAGGAAAAGCUGAAAUUCUCUGGCUGUCUAACAUGGGUCUGAAAAAGGUUUCGGGGUGGGAGGGAAAUAUCCCUGGAUUCACUUUUUUAAACAAGAGAUUAAUUAAUUAGAUUAAUUUUCUGACAUUCAAAAUGAAACUUGACCUAAAGGAAUUGACAUUUUCAAAUUUAUGGGUAGUAUAUGUAUUCUUAUGUCUUCUCCCUACUUACUAGGUAGUAGUUACAUUCGUGUUUUCCAUAGAUGUGUUUUAUACCAAAAUAGAGCUUAGAACACAACACAUUUUCCUAGGGUUAAAAAUUACUGUAUUGUUUUCAUCCUUAUUAUUAAAAAUAUGCAGCCUCUGAGAGAAUCUAGGCCCCUUGCCCCUUUAUUCUCCUCUGCCUCCUGGAGCCUGGUCUCCAGAGGAUCCCAGCUCGCAGCUUCCUGGUAUUUAUAGGGCACAAGAGGAAGCACCUGCCUUCAAAUCCACCCCCAGUGCCACUCCUGUGUGUUCCCCUCCCCCACCCCCAGCAUUUCCCUUUGAGGUUGUGAUGCUGGCAAUCACAGCCUUCCCUCUUUGCCUCAUUGGUCCCAGAGGUCUCCUCAUUCUUUUGGGGUUCAGCAUUUUUGUAAUAAUGUGAAAAGCACAAUUUACCAUCACCGCUCUUGGGGUUCCUACCAUAUUAUCACUCCAUGAUCAGAGUUACUGCAAUAAGCAAAGCGCUUAUCUGUGCUGCUGUCCCCAGUUGUGGAACAGCACUCAUAUUAUCUUUGCCUCAGCAACAGAGGGCUACGUUCUUCCUUGUUUGUGCUAUUAAUAAUACUUUAAGAACCUUAAAAGAAAAGUCAUUCCUUGACUGAAGCCUGCUACCGCCCUUUCAGGUAUUAAGGUCAGCCUCUCAUUUCUCGUCCACUUCAAGUCCUUGGUUGGCAUUGUAGGAGCAAAAGAGCUUGCAAUAUGAGCACACCAUUAAUGUCCGCAUGCUUUCCUUGGAGUAAAUGUGUGAAGAGGUGUAUCCCGAGGCUGUUCCUCAAUCGGACUGGUCAGACAUACUGUCAGUCAAGCUGUGGAAGGGACCAUGUAUACUUAGAAGAAAAGCUGGCUGGUUGAAGGCAUUUAAUUAAGCCAUACAUGACAUCCACAGACAAGAUCGGCAUCUUCAGUAUUGAUGUUUUCAAUGCGGCAGGAGAUUUUCUCUGUGGAAGUCUAUUGGAGAUAUUUCUAUUAUUGUUACGUAUAGGGUGGAAAGAUUCUUCCUGAGCUCAGACAUUUUUCCUGUGUUCUUCUGUACACAUUGGGCUAAGUGGGGACACACCUAAGCCUAGCUUCGGCGUGCCAAAAAUGCUGGAGGGGAAAAUUAGUUAAAUUCUUGCUUUCUACUCCUUUGACCUCCUUGCCAAGAAUACCAAAGAGGAGGGGAUGAAUAUUGGGGAAAAUUCCAUUGGGCAUUUGCCUUAUUUGCCAGUGUUUGAGAUUCAGUCUUAAAAAGUCAUGUAUGAGUAUAUGUGCACAUGAGAAAGCUUUGUUUGUCACCUUUAUCAAAGUUCUUUUUAUAGACCAGGAGUUCAAAGGGAUUUGUACUUAACGGUUCAAAGGAAUAGCUUCAUGCUAACCCUGAGAAGCCCUGGUUAAGCAGCAGGAAGGGAGUUCCUUGAGGUUCAGAAAGUGGAGACUGUAUGUGGUCCUUCCCUGGCCUGAGAGGCCUGGGGGGCCGGGGGCAAUGAUUUGGAGGGAUGGCUCUGAGGAGCUGAAGUCAACUUUAGGAAGCAAAUGGAGAGCCCAAGGGGUGGUAUGAGGAGUAAAACCCUGAUUUGUUUUCUGGCAUCCAGCUAACAUAACUUUAGACCUGGCCCUCAUUCUAGGUCAAGGCCCACUGACCAGGCCAGACAUUGCUACACUUGCCUUUGUUGGCCACAUUUCCUCUGCAGAAAGAAGUUCAGAGAAAUACAAACGAGAGGACAGUGCUGGUGGCGCUCAUUGUUACCCCUUCCUCAGCCAGCCAGCCCAUUCUCCUUUUCCAGCUACGUAAAUUCUGGUCUGUAGCAUAUGUCUCUUCUAAUUGUAAUCUCUGGCACAAGAGGAAGAGUUACACUUGCUCUCCAUCUCACUGGCAAGAUUUUUUCUGAGGGCUGAGAGUACGUAUGUACAUCUGUAUGUAUGUAAGAAGUUGACUUUACUAACUAUAAUCAUAAGAAACAAUUCUCAGGUGUUAAGUCAGCAUUCAUAAGUUUAAGAAACCUACCUUUUGAGCUUGGUGCCACUGGCCUCAUGCCUGUCAGCCUAGCUACUAGGAGGCUGAGAUCUGAGGAUCUUGCCCAGCCA
Molecule: messenger RNA, 3598 nt
Organism: Dipodomys ordii (Ord's kangaroo rat)
Lineage: Eukaryota; Metazoa; Chordata; Mammalia; Rodentia; Heteromyidae
Gene: Serinc5
Product: serine incorporator 5
Exons: 11
Coding region: 1-1203 (400 amino acids)
Cellular component (GO): membrane
Source: RefSeq, a predicted model, not a curated record